AUGAUCACUUCGAAAGGCCUCCUUUUGGCCGACCUCAUCGUCGGGUACUGCGAGUCCGCGGACGAAUGGCGACCAUCGUCGCCCAGUUCGCCCCUCUCCCUCUCCCUCUUGACAGAGGUCCGCUUGAUCGACUCCGCAUCCCCAUUCAAGACCUCGGAUGCCCCAAGACUGUUCUCCUGUCCCACCAUGCUCGAUCUCAUCCUCUCCAACUCCUCCUUCAACCUGGCCUGCUUCAGCCUCUCCAAUUCGAUCUCGAGGUUCCGGUUCUCCAUCUUGAGGCUUGUCAAAGGUGUCGACGGUGCGACAGGUGAUGCCAUCGCGACUGCCACACAGGGUUCCCGAGGCUCGGAUUGA
Messenger RNA from Microbotryum saponariae, 354 nucleotides. Lineage: Eukaryota; Fungi; Basidiomycota; Microbotryomycetes; Microbotryales; Microbotryaceae. The record is from the annotation of a GenBank genome assembly.